CCUCGUCCAGCAGCAACAGCAGCGGAGGAGCUGCCGUGCCUCGUCGUUCACUAAAGAGAUCCGUAAAGCCGGAGCAGUAGAGAAACCCCAUAUAGCCAUGGCAGAAAACGCCGGCUUGGAUAACCACCGCAUCAAGAGCUUUAAAAACAAGGGGCGUGAUGUCGAGACUAUGAGAAGACAUCGAAAUGAGGUGACGGUUGAGUUGAGAAAGAACAAACGAGAUGAACAUCUACUGAAGAAGAGAAAUGUCCCGCAGGAAGAGAGUCUGGAGGACUCUGAUGUCGACUCAGACUUCAAAGGACAAAAUGUCACUCUUGAUGCCAUCCUACAGAAUGCUACCAGUGAUAACGCAGUGAUCCAGCUCAGUGCUGUGCAGGCAGCCAGAAAACUACUCUCGAGCGACAGAAACCCUCCAAUCGAUGACUUGAUAAAGUCUGGUAUCCUGCCCAUUUUAGUCAAAUGCCUGGAAAGGGAUGACAACCCCUCUCUUCAGUUUGAAGCAGCUUGGGCUUUGACCAACAUUGCGUCUGGGACUUCAGCACAGACUCAGGCUGUGGUUAAAUCUAAUGCCGUGCCCCUCUUCCUGCGGCUGCUACACUCCCCCCACCAAAAUGUUUGUGAACAAGCUGUAUGGGCUUUAGGAAACAUUAUAGGUGAUGGUCCACAGUGCAGAGAUUAUGUCAUCUCACUUGGGGUGGUCAAGCCCUUGUUCUCUUUCAUUAACCCAUCAGUCCCCAUUACUUUCCUCCGCAAUGUUACUUGGGUCAUUGUCAACCUCUGCCGCAACAAGGAUCCACCACCGCCCAUGGAGACUGUGCAAGAGAUUUUGCCCGCCCUCUGUGUGCUAAUAUAUCACACCGACAUAAAUAUUCUAGUAGACACAGUGUGGGCUCUAUCUUAUCUGACGGACGGAGGCAAUGAGCAGAUCCAGAUGGUCAUCGACUCUGGAGUUGUUCCGUUUCUUGUGCCUCUUCUCAGUCAUCAGGAGGUGAAAGUCCAGACGGCAGCUCUGAGGGCAGUGGGGAAUAUUGUAACAGGGACAGAUGAACAAACACAGGUUGUGCUCAACUGUGACGUCCUCUCACAUUUCUCCAACCUCCUCACACAUCCUAAGGAAAAGAUUAACAAGGAAGCAGUUUGGUUCCUCUCCAACAUUACAGCUGGGAACCAGCAGCAGGUUCAAGCUGUGAUCAAUGCUGGAUUGAUUCCGAUGAUCAUUCACCAACUGGCAAAGGGUGACUUUGGCACUCAGAAGGAGGCAGCAUGGGCCAUCAGCAACCUUACCAUCAGUGGGAGGAAAGACCAGGUGGAGUUCCUGGUGGAGCAGAAUGUGAUCCCUCCAUUCUGUAACCUGUUAUCAGUGAAGGACUCACAGGUGGUGCAGGUUGUCCUGGACGGCCUGAAGAAUAUCCUGAUCAUGGCAGGAGAUGAAGCGAGCACUAUUGCUGAGAUUAUUGAGGAGUGUGGAGGAUUGGAGAAGAUAGAAAAUCUGCAACAGCAUGAGAAUGAAGAUAUCUACAAACUAGCCUUUGAGAUUAUUGAUCAGUACUUUUCAGGAGAUGAUAUUGAUGAAGAUCCCAUUUUGAUCCCUGAUACCACUCAAGGAGGAACCUUCAAUUUCGAUCCAGCUUCCAACAUGCAAACUUCAGAGUUUAAUUUCUAAAAGCCAGGACAUUUGGUUCAACCAGCUGCGCGGGUACUCUGCAAUCACCCCAGACAUUCAUCCAUCUCUCCUCCAACCUGGCAACCUGGUACCGAAGGAUUUACUUAGAAUCACUUCUACUUACCACUGAAAGAUUUACCCACCUCUGCACUGCGGGGUUUAUUUCUUUCUAUAAGGUCAUCCUUCACAGAACACUGCAACCAAUCAGGAGUCCUGUUUACUCAACGGGCACCAUCACCACCUGGCAACCUGCAUUGGGGAGGAUUGUCGGCAAUCUCAGCCAGUGCUUCAAAAUCCAAAUAUCACACAAAAAUAAAACCAGAAGAAAAAAAAAUUCUUCAGGGCAAGAUUUAAUUGCCAAAUGUCAAGUUCUCACAAAGACAAAAACACAAGACAUUUACACUGACAUACACAGAUACCCACAUAUUUACGUACACACUUUUGAACACCCAAGAAUUUGUGUGCAUACUUCUGUUUGAAGCCAUCAUAUCACUAAUGGGGAAGAAAUACUGCGGUUUGUUUGUAGUUUAUUUUGUGCUCUCCCUCCUCUUGAUUGUCCUCUGGUGUUCCUUCACCCAUGUGCACGCACACUAAUAUUCUACUACACACAUCGACACACUUAGUCACGUUGAUACUUGAUGGCCGGGCACCCCAGUAACCCUCUCUCACCCAGUUUAAAGAGUUAAUCCCAGAGCUAAGCCAUGAAUUAUCCACGGACCCCCACUGGCCUCCCAGGAGAGUCCUGUGGCAGGGGGAGGGGUGAAGGGCCUGAAGGGAAAAAAGAGGAUUCCAUGGUAAACUGACUGAUAUGACUUCUGACUCGAUGAUGUCACUUUUUUUUAACGUGACUACUGUUGAAUUAUAAAACAAAGUAUGUUUCAAAAAAAAUUGAAAAUGUGAAGAAAAUGCCAUUUUUGUUUUUUUUGUCCCAAGACAAGUGUAAGACCUGCUAAUUGCCAGCUCCUGAUUCAGCAGAACAGCAUUUUUUUUUUAUCUUUUUCUUUUUUUGAGGGGGUGGGGGUGGUAUGUGAAUACCUACCAUGGGAGUAAGCACCUUUAGGUGAAGGCACAGAGACUUGAGAGGAAGGGAACAUGUCGGAUGUAGCGUUUAUCUUCCCCACACGACAUCCAUGUCUGCAGCAUGAUCUUGGUCACGGCCUGUGAUCCUUUGAACUGUGUGCCCGGGACUCCCCUGUAAUGUGAAACCAGGCGGGUUACAAAGAAAAUACAAGUUGAAACUAAAAUCGAUUAGAAUUGCUUAUCUAAUUUCUUUUGGGGUUAAUUCUCUCUCCAUUCAGAUAUUUUAGUUUCAAGUUUCAGCUUCUACUAGUUGAGUCUGUGGAGCUUCCAUAUGUCUGUUUUUGCGUUUUCCUUCUCUUUAGUCUUAUGCACACGUCUGAGAGGCAUGUUAAUGUCUGCCUGCAGGAAGGGACCUUUUAUUCGAUGAAGACUAAACAUGGAGUACAGGUCCUGACAUUUACAGUACUUAACUACUUUCGAUGAAGAGGUCACAUGUCAUCAUUCAAUUUGAAUAAUUGUACAAAAAUGUGAUGUGUAUCUCUCCUUGCCAUCAAAUGAAUAUAUGAGUAUAUUUACAUAAAGCCUGUACAAAGCUGCUGCAGCUGACAGUCAUUGGAUGGACGAUAACCUUACUGUCAAAGAUGGCUGGGGAGGGUUUUUGUUUUUGUCUGAGCAAUAUUUCUUUGUUUUAUUGUUUUCAUGUUUGAUUUGCAUAUGUAUUGUGAUGACAUGCUGAUGAAUUGGAUCAGGCUGUUUUUUUUUUUCUUUUAGUGGUGAUGGGCUGUUAAAAAUGUACCGUCCCAUGUCCCAGUUGGUGUAUAGGCUUGGGUUUGAGUUGUCAAGACUUACUGAUCCUCUGGAUGGCUGCUAACUACUGAGAGGGUCAGAGCAGGGGAGGGAGUGGGCAUCAAACUGGGGAUUUAAAUACUGUGUGGGGUUGUUAUGUGCAGCCCAGGCUUGUUUUUUUGGGACUAGCUGUUUAUUACUGAACAAAACCAUAGAGAGGGUGUACAGUCAUGGACUAGCGGAAUAGACCGAGCCACUUUAAAGAUUUACAAUUUUGUUGCCUUGUAUCUGAAUUGGAUACAAGCUUAUGUUUGUUGCAAGAUUUUUACUUGCUAAUGAAAAGUUGUUUUAAAUAAAAAAAAAAAAAACUAAUGGGAGAAAAGCAACAGACAGCGUUUUGGCCUCUGAUUGUUUAUAUCUUUUUAUAAAUUUUAGAUUGAAUUCUUCUCUUUAAGGUGGCUCAUUGAUGCUUUCAACUCUUGUGCAUAUUAAAGAAAAGAAUGAGUUGAAAAUCAUUGUGCCUUUUGUUUUUCAUUUCAACUAAAAAUAGGUUUUAUUGAGUAGAAAGUAUUCUUGCAGCAACUGGAGAUGUGGGAGAUUUUGCUCCCAUGGUGUUGGAGUUAAUGACCAGUCCUGCUCUCUGUUGUUGAGAGUAACUGCUCCCCUGCAGUCUAACCCAUUGAACGUUGAAUGCACAAUUUCUCUCACUCAUCGACAACCCUCUUCUCCCCGUACACGGUAAACAAUCAUUGCCAUAUUUCAGUCAGGGGAUUUUGAUAUCAUUGCCUCUCAUCUCACCCUCAGGACAUGAUCUGUGUUUCUGAUCCUAACCAAAAUAAACUUGAUGUUCAGCCACUGGA
Solea senegalensis (Senegalese sole) is the source of this 4329-nucleotide messenger RNA. RefSeq names its product karyopherin alpha 3 (importin alpha 4) (gene kpna3). The record is from RefSeq and is a predicted model, not a curated record. NCBI's taxonomy places the organism in Eukaryota, Metazoa, Chordata, Actinopteri, Pleuronectiformes, Soleidae. Gene Ontology annotation, biological process: NLS-bearing protein import into nucleus. The transcript is spliced from 17 exons. Bases 98 to 1663 code for a protein of 521 amino acids. Gene Ontology annotation, molecular function: nuclear import signal receptor activity; protein binding. Gene Ontology annotation, cellular component: cytoplasm; nucleoplasm; nucleus.